Cariama cristata (Red-legged seriema) is the source of this 642-nucleotide messenger RNA. It is a transcript of the gene SGPP1, whose product is annotated as sphingosine-1-phosphate phosphatase 1. The record is from RefSeq and is a predicted model, not a curated record. Gene Ontology annotation, molecular function: sphingosine-1-phosphate phosphatase activity. Lineage: Eukaryota; Metazoa; Chordata; Aves; Cariamiformes; Cariamidae. The transcript is spliced from 2 exons. Gene Ontology annotation, biological process: sphingosine metabolic process; phospholipid dephosphorylation. Gene Ontology annotation, cellular component: endoplasmic reticulum membrane. The annotation marks the transcript as partial.
UAUCCCCUUAUGUUUGGACUGAUCCUUGCAUUCUGCUGGUGUUCUUUGGUUUGCUGUAGUCGAAUUUAUAUGGGAAUGCAUUCAAUUUUGGAUGUUAUUGCUGGAUUUCUGUAUGCUAUUCUUAUCUUGGUUGUCUUCCAUCCAGUUGUGGACCUGAUUGAUAACUUCAACUUAACUUACAAAUACGCACCCUUAAUUAUCAUCAGUCUCCAUUUAGCCCUGGGCAUCUUCUCUUUUACUCUAGACACCUGGAGCACAUCGCGAGGAGACACAGCUCAGAUACUGGGCUGUGGUGCUGGAGUAGCCUGUGGCUCUCAUGUUAACUACAUAAUGGGUCUAAAGCUAGAUCCUCCUCCCGAUACGUUACCUUUAUCUCUUUCCUCUCUCACUGUGACUGUGUUCGGAAAAGCCAUAUUGCGGUUGUUGAUUGGAGUCAUAGUUCUGUUGUUAACAAAAGUAGCCAUGAAAAAAGCCACUAUUCCACUGGCAUGUAAAAUAUUUCGCAUACCACAUGACGAUGUACGGAAAGCAAGACAACGCAUGGAAGUUGAGCUUCCCUAUCGCUAUAUUACAUAUGGAACGGUUGGGUUCUCCCUCAUGUUUAUUGUUCCUUCCCUCUUCCAUUUUAUCGGUCUUUCUUGA